Messenger RNA from Cladophialophora immunda, 3807 nucleotides. RefSeq lists its product as uncharacterized. Gene Ontology annotation, cellular component: plasma membrane. The transcript has a single exon. Gene Ontology annotation, biological process: intracellular iron ion homeostasis; copper ion import; iron ion transport. The record is from RefSeq and is a predicted model, not a curated record. Gene Ontology annotation, molecular function: ferric-chelate reductase activity. Lineage: Eukaryota; Fungi; Ascomycota; Eurotiomycetes; Chaetothyriales; Herpotrichiellaceae. The coding region runs from base 682 to 3027 and encodes 781 amino acids.
UGACUCUUGCUCCGUACCGCUGAGAUGCACCACCGUCCACGAGAUGGAAGACUCUCCGGGUCUCCAGAGCUCGAUAGCUCUGCUCUUCCGGUGCAACUAUUGCUGCUCUCAACCCGGUAGCUGCUGUUGUUCCUCUUUUGGGUCAAUAUCACUGUGAGGAGAGUGAGUAGCGGGGUGUGCAAAUCGUCCUCGCACGCGCGGCCGUUGUAUCUCGUCACCACCACCACCCUGCUCGGUCCUCACGCUGAACAAUGUCUUCUUCCGCAUGAUCCCAAAGUUCUAUAUCGCAGCUUUCGCCCCUCCUCGCCCUCCCUCCCUCCCCAACGUCCAAGAGGCUUUGGGUUCCUCUGUCCUUCCAUUCCUUCCAUUCGCUCCCAGUCGUUCCCUUCGUCUUCUUGAGAGAGCAGGCUUUCUCUUCUUUCCAACCCUUUGCGCGAAAACUGCACAUCUCAGAAGGCGGGUCCACUGAGCGGUCUCGAAAUCCAUGACCACUCUGCGAAAACGCACAGACACCAAUAGAUUCGACGGCCUGACCGCAGAGGCCUCUUUUCGCUCCGCCUCCGUCCAACACCUAUCCCGACGAGUGUCUCUUGAAGAGACCGCUUCUCACCAACUUCCCGGUUCUCCUACACUGCUGGACCAGCCGCCAACUGGGGAAGAGGUACUGACACCAAAGCGAAGAUGCCAUCACUGCCGUCAGAAGCAUUGGCGCAUUUGGCAGGAAGAGGGGUUGAGCAGAGCGUGGAGGAACUGGUCAAGAGAGUCAACAUCCCGAUAAACAGCACAACUCCUCCUGCCCUCGUUGCAGCCAUCCAGCAUGACCCCUUCAACCAGGCAGGCAAGUACGGCCUCAUUUUCGUUUACAUCGGAAUCAUCCUGGUGGUGUCCACAACGAUCAAGCGGCUCUACUACUACUGGGGAGACAAGAUUCGAACGGCUCUGUACAAAGAAGAAGUCAUCAACUCGGCCUCGACGAUCAGCCCGCUGCGUGUUUCGCCGUAUUCAGGGUAUGUCGAUUAUGAACUGCCCAGCGCCAUGAGUGCCCAGACAGAGGGUUCGACAAGGCAUUUCUUCCCGUCCUCGGGACCGCUGGUAGCCGAAAAAGGGCCGCAACAAGCAGCUGUUUCGGCCAUUGCACCACUCAACAACACAAUCGCCUUGUUUCGAUGGGUCUUCUACAGACCCAUCCCGGCCAUCAAGGUUGGCAGAUGGACGUUCACGUUCCCGUCCUUGGGAGUUGUCGCGAUCAUAAUCAUAUGCCUAGUGUCGUCCCUGCUCUACUGUUUCCUACCCACCCCACUCUUCUACGCAUCCAUGUCAUAUGGAUCACCUCCGCUGGCUGUCCGAGCCGGGAUGAUGUCCGUCUCGCUGCUGCCAUGGGUGGUGUUGUUGGCCAACAAGGCAAACCCUGUGGCUUUCAUGACUGGGAUCGGAGCGGAACGACUCAUUGUGCUUCACCGCUGGACAGCUUAUCUGUGUGUCAUCUUUGCCAUCAUCCAUGCUGUCCCCUACUGGUAUCAAUCGGUCACGGACCCAGCCGGGUUUGCAACGUUCAAACUCUAUUUCAGCCAACAAUACUGGGUCUACACGACAGGCAUUGCAGCGAUCGCUCCUCUCAUCUUCCUCACCCUGCACUCCAUUCCCAUUCUUCGACACAAAGCAUACGAGUUGUUCGUCUUCCUGCAUAUCCCGGUCGCUUGGGCUUUCAUUGGCCUCAUGUUCUGGCACUGCCACAAUUACUUGACAUCAUGGGCGUAUCUCUACUCGACCGUGGCUCUGAUGAUGGUAUCGCUGCUCACCCGUCUGUUCUUCUUGAACUGGAUGAACCCGUUCCGAUCAUCGUGGCUCAUCGGAGAGGAGUCUGCCGUUACCAUUCUGCCUGAGAAUGCCAUCAAGGUCACCAUCCCGACGCAGAAGAGGUGGCGUCCGGGUCAAUACGCAUACUUGAGAAUGCCCGGAAUUGCCAUCUUCGAGAAUCACCCCUUUACCAUCGCAUCACUCUGCAGUGAGGACUUCCCCUCUGAAUACGGCGAGCAAUACCGAGACAUGACCUUGGUCUUUCGACCCUUCUCGGGCUUCACCCGCAAGGUCCGGGAUACGUCGAUCAAGAAGGGUCCUUACAAGACUUAUCGAGCUUUCAUCGAAGGGCCCUAUGGCGGCAUGCAGCGGCAAAUGGCCUCCUUUGACCAGGUCAUCUUCUUUGCCGGCGGAAGCGGCAUUACAGCCAUUGCCAGCCAAUUGCUCGACCUGAUCAAACGCAUGCGCGACGGAAAGGCCACCACCUCCAAAGUGCAUGUCGUCUGGGCUAUGAAGCGGCCUGACAUCAUGGAGUGGUUCAAGGAAGAGCUUCGGAUAUGCCGAGAAUGUGCCCCACCGGGAUCGGUGCAGUGCCACUUCUUCAUUACUGCUGCAAAACGAUACGAGCCCUUGCCGGACGUCAAGGAACACCGGCUCAGUGGGAUCAGGGACAAGGUCGCCGACGUCCUCGACAAAGCCACAGGAGGAUCCAAGCGCAACUCGGCCCUGGUGAUGAUGGAGCAAGAGCCGGACCUCAAGCGCGAAUUUGAGGACACCAUCACCGCACUCCCACAAGCCUAUGUCGCUCCUUCUCGUCACCUUGCGCCACCAGGCAGUGAACAAGCACAACCAUACUUCCCACCUCCCCCCGCCGACAAACACAUCUCCACCAUCUCACAGGCGCAGAUCGAAGCUACACGGUCGUUCGACUUUGGAUUCCCUCAGACACCGACCAAAUUCCAGAAGAAUCUCAUGCGGUUCGCCUUUCUCCCUACCAACGUCACGUCUCAGAGACGAGAUGGUUGGCGGACCGAGUACGGAAGACCCGAUAUUCCGUACAUGCUCAAAGGGCUGAGCAAGGAGUUCGGGCGCAGGACAUGUGUAUAUGUCUGUGGCCCGCCGGAGAUGAGGACGGACGUGGCGAACACGGUGGCGCGGUUGCAAAGUGAAGUGUGGAAGGAUCCGGGCAAGGACGAGAUAUUCUUGCACGCGGAGAACUAUGCCAUUUAAUACCCAGGUGUGUCCGGCGAGGAGGGAGUCGACGACGUGCCAUGAUAUUUUGAUUUAAUUUUGGAGGGCAAGGAGCUUGCCCGCAUGCCCCAUGCAUGAAAGGAAAGCGGAGUAUAUACCAUACACCACACCAGCGUGGCAUGGGUUUUCUCAGACCCGGGAUCUCACGACGUGAAUGAGGAGAAGAACAAGAUUCGUUCUCUCGACCGUGUCCUUUGCGACAGUUUCUGAAGUUGGGCUCUGAUGGAUUUCGGCAGCCGCUGGGGCGCUGGGGUUUCCGAGCUAUGAGGCCGGAAGGAGUUACGAUACCCCUCUUGUUGGCCCUGGCCGUCCGCAUUUAGCUCCUUUGUACAAAAUAGAGGCAGAAGCCAUGAUGACGAGAUACCAUGGCAUGAAUGAAAGACGAGUCAAAUCUCCGACUCAAGACCGUUUCGAUGACAGGCCAACGGGCGUAUAUUUCUUCUCCAUGCCACUAUGUGGGACUGGAGUCGUUUGCCUUGUGUUGCCAUGGUGGUGAGAGCGCAGGUUGGUAACUAUAUGAGGUCCUGCGUGAUGUCGCCCAAUAAGUUCCAGGAGGGGGGUCCUCGGACAAUGCUCAGGGCAGCCAAGGGGCAGACGCAAGGUAAAGAAAGGGUCACAGGGAAAAAAGAGCUUGGACGAUGGAACCCUGUCCAGAAGGCUUUGGGAAGAAGAGUCUUGCAAUUUUUCGGAAAGAGAGCGAAAGAAAUCCCCUUUGAUGCGUCUGCAAUUUGAUCGGUAGCUUUUUUAUGCAACCAGGCA